AUGAACACCCGAUUAGCUAGAUGUGACCCUAGAUUAUUGGAUUUUGUUACAUGGGCCGUUCUUAGGGGAUGUCGCUUAUUUCAACGUGUUCACAUAACACCUUUGGGUCUUGUUGCUACCAAAACAAUACCUGCAUUUGAUUUUGUUGCUGUUGUACCAACAUCUGCUACACUUAGUGUUCUUACAGUAGUUGAAGAUCAAUCAUUUCCACUUAAGGUAUCUCCAAUGAACCAUGGAGAAGAACUUUCUUUUUGGCCUGAUCUUACAUUAGGUUCCUUUGUUUUUGUCGCUUAUCUUGCUAAGGCACUGCGAACCGGUUACCCACGAGGUGUUCGUAGUUAUUUGGAUGUUUUACCGUUUGACCAAGGCAUGCCUAUAGGUCGUGUAGCUGAUUUAGCACAACAAUCAACAGAAUAUAAGGAAUUUGUUGCUCCUCUUAAAGAAGCGUGUAAGGCACAAGAUGCCAACUUUGAUUUAGCUUUUCGUCAUGCAUACUGUCUUUUCAGACGUCAUGCUGUUCCUUUUUGGAGUCAUACAGAAGCGGGAAGUGGUGGUCAUCCAGAUUUUCAAAAUUCUCCGUUUGCUACUGAUAGUUUGGGUGAUAUUAUUGGUAUGAUUCCAGUAUUGGAUUUGGCAUUACAUUCCCCGGAGCCUAAUGCCUCUAUUGGCUAUCCAGACGCGGACAUGCUGCAGUGGUUGGCUCAGGAAAAGAAGGCGGGUAUACGAGUAGAAAAGGGAUACUUUGUAAUGCAGGCACUACGUGAUAUUCAGGAGGGUGAGGUGGUUUCAGUCAAUAAAAACGCUUACUUUAACUUUGACGAUGCAACCUUUAAGGCAUGGUUUGGUUUUCCCAAUGAGCCACAACUUCAGGAGGGAGUGAUAAAUGCGAAGGAGAGUGCUGAUAGUCGUAAUCAUCUUGUGGAGCCAUAG
Molecule: messenger RNA, 930 nt
Organism: Trypanosoma theileri
Lineage: Eukaryota; Euglenozoa; Kinetoplastea; Trypanosomatida; Trypanosomatidae
Exons: 1
Coding region: 1-930 (309 amino acids)
Source: RefSeq, a predicted model, not a curated record